This is a messenger RNA of Amborella trichopoda, 4323 nucleotides long. RefSeq lists its product as uncharacterized. Gene Ontology annotation, molecular function: DNA binding; protein binding. Gene Ontology annotation, biological process: regulation of DNA damage checkpoint. The record is from RefSeq and is a predicted model, not a curated record. Gene Ontology annotation, cellular component: nucleus. NCBI's taxonomy places the organism in Eukaryota, Viridiplantae, Streptophyta, Magnoliopsida, Amborellales, Amborellaceae.
CUUUGGCGCCAAGGUUUUGGGCCGUGACGCAAUUGGGGAUGGCCCAUUUCUAUGUAUGAGGGAGCAAAAAGUGUUCAGAGAAAAUGUAUCUUCUCACUUUUUCUGUCUAUGCCUAGGAUUUUGUUGCAGAUAAAAAGCCUCUAAUUUUUUUCUCUCUAGGUCCAGGGUUUUGUUACAGAGGAAAGGUGUAAUUGUGAAUCUGGUUUCAAAUCGAAAGGAAGCAAAUGGGUGUUGUGAAACGCACGAGGCUCCAAAACAUUGAAGAAAACAAGCCAAGAAAAGCAAUACAAGGUUCUGUGAAGAAAGAAGAAGAAGAAGAAGAGAGGAUAGAUGGUGUUGUGAAGAAGGGCGAAGAAGGGAUGACAGAGUACGAGCGCAGGAGGGUUGAAAACAUAGAAAGAAACCAGCGGAUGCUUGCCUCUCUUAACGUCCAAUCCCUCCGAUCCUCUGUUGCUACAAAGCAUCCCAGGGUGGAGCCCAAGGGCUAUAAGAAAAUCCCAGAAAGGAAACAGGUCCCUAUUGUUCUUCGAAGGUCUCUUAGAACUGGAGGGAUCCCACCUGAUGCAUCUUCAGCCAAGGGCGGCCAUGAUGACAUGCCUUGUAUAGACCAUCUCUCAUCAUCUUCUUCUACCUCAGUGCCCAUUAAGAAAAGAAUGGGUUCUUUCACCAUGGGAGAGGUUUAUGAGAGCAAAAAAUUUGAUGUUUCAGAUAACCAUUUCAUUGACACAGUAAUCGGCCUUUCUGAUAAGUCCCCAUUAUCAAGAAUUGGGGUGAAAAAAGUUGAGGCUUUUGAGGUUGGGCAAUUGAGAUUGAAAGCUGACAAUGUUGCAAGGUUAGUACCUGGAAGAAUUUUGAGUUUGGGGUUUUUCCCAUGUCUUGAGAGGACAGUUGUGGUGGCUGGGGACAAGCUUGGUUAUGUGGGUUUUUGGGAUACUGAUGACAAAGAAGGGGAUGGGGUUUACACAUAUUGUCCUCAUUCGGCCGCCGUUUCAGGUGUUGUGGUUCGGCCAUUUCAUCUCACAAAGAUCUUCACCAGCAGCUAUGAUGGGUCUAUCAGGCUGAUGAAUGUCGAAGACGGAAAUUUUGAUAUGAUUUACCAUUGUGAUGAUGAGGUUUUUGCUCUUUCAACUCAGACUUGUGACAUGAAUUCCUUAUAUUUUGCUGAGGGUCAAGGGGAAUUGAAGGUUUGGGACGAGAGAACAAAAGGCAUCUCAAACUCAUAUUCCUUGCAUUCUCGAAGGAUUAACACUAUAGAUUUUAAUCCAGAAAACGACAACAUAGUGUGCACGAGCUCCAAUGAUGGGGAAGCUUGCAUUUGGGAUCUUAGAUGUAUCAGAGAUGAUCCAUUACAAAAAGUAAAGCAUCAAAAGGCUAUUCUUUCUGCAUUCUUUUCCCCUACUGGACAAUAUCUUGCUACAACAAGGUGCAAUGAGGCAAAGCGGUACUCGAACUCCAAUCUCAAGAGAGAGGGUUAUAAAUAUGGGUGCAGUUGGCAAACAGAUGCAUCCGUAGCAGCAGAGCUAUGGUGGAGAGGUAGAAGUAAGGCAUUGACGAAAUUGAUGAAAGAUGUACCCCAGGAUUGUUGAUGGAUCCUUCUCUUGAAUCUAAGAGUUGUUGCAGUUUCCCAAAGUCCUAAUAUUGAGAACUUGCAUUUCGAGAUUAUAUACCUAGUCAGAAGAUAGAGAAAUUGCGCAAUGAUGCAGAAGAAGAAUCUCUUACUUUGUAAGACCUAUUUUUUCCACUGAAUUGGAAAGGUGAUGUGGUAUCUUCAUGAAGAGAUUAAGUCUAGAAGAUUGUAAGCAAAUAAUGUUUUACCGUAUAAGACAUAUUGUUUCCACUGAAUUGGAAAGGUGAUGUGGUGUACUUCAUGAAGAGAUUAAGUCUAGAAGAUUGUAAGCAAAGAAUGUUAGUGGGUCCUUUCUUGAGAGCUAAGGGAUGUCAAGGGUCCCAAAGUGCUAAUAUUGGGACCUAGCUUUCCUAGAUCAUACUCCACAUGCAGAAAAUAAAGUAGUUUUGUACAAUGAUGCAAAUGAGUUAAAAAAGAAUUUCAUAACUAGAAAUUUUCUUACAGUUAAAGUUGUCCAGAUGCUGUGUAAGUUUGUAUUUAAUGUAUUUAAAACUUUUUAAGGGUCAUUUAUAAACCUUGAAUCAGAUGCUUGGAUUUUCAUAUAAAGUAAAAUUGCAGACUGUUGUUUAAUGAGUAAUUAACCAUAUUGCAUGCCUAAAUUGUUAAUGGCUCUGUAUUUGUCAAACUUUUGAUUAGAUAAUAACAUUUCUUGAACUGUUUAACUCUAAUUUUCAUAUAAGGGAGAGCCACAAUCUCCUUCAUUGUGCUUAAUAGCUUGCACUUCAUUGCCACCCAACAUUUUAUUGGAUGAUGAUUGCUCUGCUUUGGACGAUGGCUUUCCGAGUCCAUUGGAUUGUAUUGUACUUUCUUGCUUCUCACUUUUACAUACUGACUCUAUAUGUAUAUUAUCAUCAUCAUCAACCGAGCCUUGUCCCAACUAUAUGGGAUGGACUAAAUAAAUCUUGUUUCUUCCAUUCUUCUCUAUCAAGGGUAUACCUUCAGUAAAACCAUAAGCCACCAUAUCUCUUCCCACUACUUUCAUUCAUGUUCUUUUGGGUCUUCUCCUUGUCCUUUUAGAGCUUUCAACUUGAACCAAACCGCAAAUCCUAACCAGUGUUGUAUUUGAAAGUUGGAUAGGGUGAACUAGCAUGGUGUAUGCGGUUUUUAAUUUUUCUCUUUUCUACUGGCUAAACACUUACUAGGUUCCAAAUACAAAAUAAACUCAAAAUAAACAAAAGAUGAAUUACAAAAUAGAUUCUCACUUGCUGCCUUUUAAUAAAACUCUCUUGUUUCAAUAACAAAAAUCCAUAAGACUUGGUUGGGAUCAAGAAACACAAACUGCAUAAACAGAAAACAAUGUGCCAAAAGAUGACCUCAAUUGGACUUGAUACACCCUACUCCGGGUCUCCUUCUCCCAUGGCUCAGGGGAUCAAGGUCUUUCUAAAAUCUUAUAAGUAUGGGAAGUCUAGGCUAUGAACCCUUCAAUCACAGAGAGCAAAGUGGAACAAAACUAGGCUUAGGUAUUGCAUGGGGCUCACCUACUCAAAGCUCAAGAACUGGGGCGUGCCCCCUCUUUCUUUUUCUUACAAAAUAUUUCUAGCUCUUAGAGAGCUCUAGAGAGAGAUGAGAGAGAGGGUAGCGUGCCACCUUGUGAGGGAGAGAGAAAGAGAGCCAAGUAAAGGUGUAGAUAUUUGGGACCCCCAUAGCAACUAUUUAUAGACUCAUCCUAAGAGUUAGGGUUUUCUAGGGUUAGCCAUCUUUAUGGAGAAUAGAUCCAGACCAUUGAUCAUGGGAGACCAGUGGAGUGAGAGGUCUUAGCCUUACAAUCCUUUGAUCAACCAUCAUGAUUAAAAAGAAGGUGCUAGUACCUUAUCCUUAAACUUCCUUAACCUUAUCCCAUCGAAUAUGCAUAAUAUGGGAAAUAUAUUUCUCUUUUUAUUAAUUUUCCAUAUUGGCUCUUACACAUGCUCUUUUGAAAAUUUAAAUCUCUUUAAUUGCACAAACUUUCCUUUUCAAAUCAAAUUGAUUGAGUGGCUAAUUUUGGUGUACCACAAAAUAUGAAAGAAUAUCGAUGUAUGGGGCGUGCCUCUCAUGAGGUGCCAAGUGGGUCCUACAUACCGCCCACAUGCAAUUAUUCUAGUGGGGCAGAUGGAGUAUAAUGUGCCCCCAUGUAUAUUAUUGAUUUUAAAAUAACGAAAAUGAUUUUUAGAAAAUGAUUGCUAUUUUUUUUUAUAUUAUUGAUUUUAAAAUAUGGGGCUUAUCUCUCGCACAUGUACAUGUAUCACCGUCAAUGAUGAUUUGCUUCUCGAUAUGGCUAUUAUGUGUACUUGUUGUGUGAUGGUAUAAGAUGAUGCUUUGGCUCUCGUCCCUAUAGGCCUACAAAUCACAAAGGGUCAUAUAAUCCCUUGGCUCUCUACCUUGGGCAACUCUGACUUUAUCAAGGGAUAACCUUGCUAACCCUCAUCGGUUGUGCUCUAUGCCCAGGUAUUUAGGGUUUUAGUAUUCGACUGACCUAGCUUGUCAAGGCUAGUUUGAGUCUCGACAAAACAAUAUUGCCAUCUUUGGUCUCUCUGGACCAUACUCCCACUUGAGUUUAUUGUUCUACUAUAGUAAAUUUGGUUAAAUGCUCUCAUAAGGCCUUUAUACGACCAAUGACUGAUGCAAUAGUGUAUGCCCAAUGGCCUUGAUUGAAUUUGGGUUGAUUUGACGAUCACGAUGUAAUUUUAUAUUUGAAUUUUAAUCUUUUUUCUAAAAUU